Molecule: messenger RNA, 3385 nt
Organism: Alligator mississippiensis (American alligator)
Lineage: Eukaryota; Metazoa; Chordata; Crocodylia; Alligatoridae
Gene: GPSM2
Product: G protein signaling modulator 2
Exons: 15
Coding region: 478-2475 (665 amino acids)
Molecular function (GO): protein binding; GTPase regulator activity
Source: RefSeq, a predicted model, not a curated record
GGGGAGCCGUUGGCCGCUCUGUACCCUGCGCAGGGGAGGCGGAUCCUCUGGCUGUGAGACCCGCGAGAAGCAGCGUGCCGGCGAUUGGCGGGUUCGAAGCGGGGGGCGGGGGAGAGCCGGGCUCCUGCCCCGCGAGCAGGAGCGACCGCGGCCCCUCCGAGGCGGGGGUGGGGUUUCGUUGCAAGCGCGGCCGCGGCGGCUGCAGGCGGGCCGGGGUUGAGAAACGCAGCUGAAUGGAGAUAAAAGGGCCACAGAUGCAAGAACUCGGGGACACGUUUCUGAAAGUUUAAGCUGGGUCCGACACUGACAUCCUUUCCUUAUUAAUAAAGAAGAGUGUUUCAAAUGGAACUUAGGAUGUAUUAACUUCAACUUAUUAAAAUACUAACUGGAAUAAUGUUUCGGAACAAUUCUCCAUAAUAAAGUGCUUGUCCUGCCUGCAGAACACUUAAUAAUUUUCUCUACUGGUAAUGCAACUCAAUGGAGGAAAGUAAUUUAUUGAUAAGCAUGCGUGAUGAUCAGUCAUUUCAUAUUCGCUACAGAAUGGAGGCUUCUUGCUUAGAGCUGGCCUUGGAAGGGGAGCGGCUGUGUAAAGCAGGAGACUGUCAAGCAGGCGUAUCUUUCUUUGAAGCUGCUGUUCAGGUUGGAACUGAAGAUUUAAAAACACUCAGUGCUAUUUACAGCCAGCUUGGCAAUGCCUAUUUUUACUUGCAUGAGUAUACAAAAGCCUUGGAAUACCACCAUCAUGAUUUAACCCUUGCAAGGACGAUUGGAGACCUACUAGGUGAAGCUAAAGCUAGUGGUAAUCUGGGGAACACCUUAAAAGUGCUUGGGAAUUUUGAAGAAGCUAUUGUUUGCUGUCAGAGGCACUUAGAUAUUUCCCAAGAACUUAAUGACAAGGUUGGAGAAGCCAGAGCACUUUAUAAUCUGGGAAAUGUGCAUCAUUCCAAAGGGAAAAAUGUAGCCUGUGCUGGGACUCAUGAUCCAGGAGAACUUCCCGAUGAUGUAAAGGCUGCAUUACAAAAAGCUGCAGAUUAUUAUGAGGAAAACCUGACUAUAGUGACAGAGCUGGGUGACAGAGCAGCCCAGGGACGUGCCUAUGGAAAUCUGGGUAAUACGCACUAUCUUCUGGGCAACUUUAGGAGUGCUGUCAUAGCCCACGAACAGCGUCUCCUAAUUGCAAAAGAAUUUGGUGAUAGAGCAGCUGAAAGAAGAGCAUACAGCAAUCUUGGAAAUGCAUAUAUAUUCCUGGGGGAAUUUGAAACUGCUUCUGAAUACUACAAGAAGACGUUACAACUGGCUCGACAACUUAAGGACAGAGCUGUAGAAGCACAGGCUUGUUACAGCCUUGGAAAUACAUAUACUUUGCUCCAAGACUAUGAAAAGGCAAUUGACUAUCAUCUGAAACACCUUACAAUUGCUCAGGAGCUGAAUGAUAGAAUCGGUGAAGGAAGAGCAUGUUGGAGUUUAGGAAAUGCAUACACGGCAUUGGGAAAUCAUGACCAAGCUAUGCAUUUUGCAGAAAAACACUUGGAAAUUUCAAGAGAGGUAGGGGAUAGAAGUGGAGAAUUAACAGCAAGACUUAACCUCUCAGACCUUCAAAUGGUGCUUGGUCUGAGCUAUAGUACAAAUAAUUCCAUGAUGUCGGAAAGCCAUGCUGUAGAUGCUAGCUUGAAUGGUACUAAGCCUAGGGUAGGACGCCGUCACAGUAUGGAAAACAUGGAGCUUAUGAAAUUAACACCUGAAAAGGUUCAGAACUGGAACAGUGAAAUUCUUGCUAAACAAAAGCCCCUGAUUGCCAAACCUUCAGGAAAAUUGCACUUUGUAAAUAGACUAAAAGGCAAAAAAUACAAAAACGGCACCUCUUCCAAAGUUCUGCAGGAUGCCAGUAAUUCAAUCGAUCACCGACUUCCAAACUCUCAGAGGAAAAACAGCCCUGACAUGAUUAGAGACGAAGGGUUUUUUGACUUGCUGAGCCGAUUUCAGAGUAACAGGAUGGACGACCAGAGGUGCUAUUUCCAGGAGAAGAACAGACUGACAGCAGCUGCAGCAACAUCAACUUCCUCUACUCCAGUCAAAACAAUGAGAAAAUCUUUUUCUACUUCCAUGGUCUCACCGCACACUGAUGAAUUCUUAGACUUACUUGCUAGCUCUCAGAGCCGCCGCCUAGAUGAUCAGCGGGCCAGCUUUAACAAUCUACCCGGCCUUCGCCUGAAUCAUCAUAACAGUCAGUCUGUCCUUGGACACCUGAUGGCAAGCAGUAACAGAGAGCCAGAUGAUGAUUUUUUUGAUAUCCUAAUAAAAUGUCAAGGUUCCAGAUUAGAUGAUCAAAGAUGUGCUCCGCCCCCUGCUGCUACAAAGGGCCCCACUGUACCUGAUGAGGAUUUCUUCAGUCUUAUUUUGCGGUCACAGGCUAAGAGAAUGGAUGAGCAGAGAGUCCUUUUGCCUUCCAAUAUAAACAGACCAAGUUCUAACUGAAAGACUUAUUAAAGCAAAGCUAUCAGGGGUUUAUUGUGUACUGUAACUUUUCAAUACAUUUCCUUUCUUGUGCAGGGAAAACUAUAUGCCUUUUAAGGGUGUGUAUAUAUAGCACUAACAGUUGGCUAGCCAAUUCAAAGCAUAUUGUGUAAAUACUUUUUUUUUUUUUUUUUUUUAUUACAGUUGUAGUAAAUUGACAGUUCUAUACUUUGCAAUGUGGUCUGCAACAGGUACAGUUGUGACCACUACCUGAGAUUAAGGGCAUUUAUACAUGUGGUCCAGAAGGGUGGGGAAGGAGGAGGAUGUGCUUUAAUUAGGGUGGCUCCAAGAGCUGCUCCAAUUAAAGCACCAGGAGCAUCUCAUGUAUCAGUGUCCCUGUACUUAAAAAUGGCAGUAGGAGCGCAUUAGAGAAAACCAGCAGGGAUGCUCUAAGUGUAGGGAUGCUGAUAUAAAAGAUGCUGGAGUGUGGUAAUCAUGCUCCAGCAGACUCAAUUAAUCAAGUCUGUUCUGAUGCUCUGUAAUUACAGUGCCUCAGAGCAGCCUUGCUGCUCAUGUGUAGGCACCCUAAGUGUUUAGCAGCAGCUUUUAGCAGUGCUUUUGUAAAUGAACUGGACAAGUCACUGGUAGUACACAUCAUCCCCUCAACUGGCUUCAGUUAGCGGAGAUUUUACUCCAUAGGACUUGUAUUAAAGGUACUUUGUCAUAAUUAGGUAGAGUUUUAAUCACCUAAAAUAAUAGUAUGUAGCUGAGAAAGUUUGUAUAUCCUUUAAAACAAAUUCUAAUUUGUACUUCUGAUCUUUCCAGGAAAGAUCAAUUAGUUCUUGGCACUGUUCUUUUAUACAAGUUUUUGUGUUGUUUUUGUGUUUUUUUUUAAAGGAAACCCUUGAGGAAUAAAGUCACCUCACUUUGA